Molecule: messenger RNA, 1113 nt
Organism: Acanthoscelides obtectus
Lineage: Eukaryota; Metazoa; Arthropoda; Insecta; Coleoptera; Chrysomelidae
Source: the annotation of a GenBank genome assembly
UCGGAAUCGGUAUCGGAGAGUGCUUUCUUACACACCGAUAAAAAAGUAAAACUUUGCGCCGUCUUUCAUAAAAGGCCAGGGAUCAGUGCGGUGUGUGUAGCGUCUCGGAACAGUUUAUUAUUUAAUAUGAACAAAAAAGCUGUGUUUUUAUUAUAUUUGCUGUAUUUGCGAAAAAAGAAGUGUCGAGAAAAAAGACGAAAACGAUAUUGGGUCCAUCCCAUAUUAUCUCAAAAAUAUGUAGAAGGAGCAUUUUAUACAAUGUUUGAAAAAUUGCGCGAGCAUGAUGAAAAGUUUUUUAACUACUUCAGAAUGAGCACAGCUACAUUUGACUACUUACUAGAAAAGUUAUCAUGUAGCUUACAAAGACAAGAUACUCAAAUGAGAUUAUGUGUACCUCCAAAAGAAAUGCUGGCAAUAACACUGAGAUAUUUGGCAAGUGGAAACACGUUCACGGAUAUGCAUUAUGCCUACAGAUUAGGAGUUUCAACCAUAAGCAAGAUUAUAAAAGAUGUUUGUCAUAGUAUUUGGAAUAUUUUGAAAGAUGAAUAUCUUCCAACUCCAACAGUAGAAAAUUGGAAGGACAUUGCUGAUGGAUUUACAAGAAAUGCUCAGUUUCCGCACUGCAUAGGAGCUGUGGACGGGAAACACGUCCGCAUUAUGAAGUUUCCAGGCAGUGGAUCGAUGAAUUUGAAUUAUAAACAUUUUUUUUCGAUAGUCCUAAUGGCUAUUGCGGAUUCUAAUUACCGCUUUAUAUACGUAGACAUAGGUGCCUUUGGUAAGGAUUGCGACUCAUCAUUAUCGCUUAUGUCGAGCGCGACGGUAAUAGAAUGUUCGUUCGGUAUAUUAGUGAAUAAGUGGCGAAUAUUUCACAGAGCCAUAAAUGUUGGUAAGGAGUACGCAAAAGAUAUUGUUAAAGCGUGCAUAAUUUUGCACAACCUAGUUCGAGAAAAAGAUGGCACUCGUGUAGAAGAUAUGUACGCACCAGACAGAGAGCUACAAAAUCUACCACCAACUACAGCAUGUCGCGGUGGACGAGCUGCCAAUGAUGUUCGCGAUAAAUUUGCAGAAUUCUUUGUAAGUCCAGAGGGAUCCUUACCAUGGCAAAUGUCUUAA